AUGAUUGGAAAUGUUGCUCCUGCUUCUGAAACUCAAAUUGCUCCUAUUUCUGGAAAUUCUUCUUCUACUGAGAUCAUAAACUCAUCCCAUCCUUUCUUUAUUGCACCUUCUGAUUCACCAGGUGCUCUUCUAGUUAACACUGUAUUUGAUAGGAAAAGUUUUGGUGGAUGGAAAAGGGCUAUGUGGAUAGCUUUGACUGCUCAAAACAAAUCAUGCUUCAUUGAUGGGUCCACUGCUGAGCCUGAAUAUGGAUCUGAUCUACAUGCUGCUUGGUCUAGGUCCAACAUGAUGGUAAUUUCUAGAUUAUUGAACUCUCUUUCUAGGGAUAUAUCUGAAAGUGUUUUGUAUUAUGCUACUGCUAAAGAUAUUUGGACUGAGUUAGAGGCCAGAUAUGGACAAAGUUCUCGGGCUAGACUCUAUCAGCUUCAAAAGGAAUUAAGUGAUCUGGUUCAAGGUGCAUCUGAUGUUGUUGCUUAUUUUACCAAAAUCAAAUGA
Messenger RNA from Lycium barbarum (goji berry), 495 nucleotides. RefSeq lists its product as uncharacterized. The transcript has a single exon. The record is from RefSeq and is a predicted model, not a curated record. Lineage: Eukaryota; Viridiplantae; Streptophyta; Magnoliopsida; Solanales; Solanaceae. The coding region runs from base 1 to 495 and encodes 164 amino acids.